GAUAACAUUAUUAUAAAUAAAUUACUGUUAUAUUUAAUACCGUUAAUAUACAGUGAAUACUAGUCGGGUAACAUCUUGGAAAAUGUGUUGUUAUUUUUGUGUAAGUAUUUUACUGAUUCUUUGCAUGACAUUAUGUGAUUGCAAGGUUUAUAACACAAAAAAUGUCACAAGGAGCUUCCCUGAAGGUUUUAAAUUUGGAGUUGCUACAGCAUCUUAUCAAGUUGAAGGUGCCUGGAACGAGGAUGGUAAAUCGGAAAACAUUUGGGAUCAUGAAACUCACAAAGAUCCUAGCCCUAUUCUGGAUCAAUCCACAGGAGAUAUCGCUGAUGACUCCUACCAUCAAUAUAAGAGAGAUGUCGAGAUGAUGAGAGAAUUAGGACUUGAUUAUUAUAGAUUCUCCAUAUCCUGGACCAGAAUUAUGCCAACCAGUUUUUCUGAUAAAAUAAACGAAGCCGGUGUAGCUUAUUACAAUAACUUGAUAAAUGAGAUGCUGAAGUACAAUAUUGAGCCGAUGGUGACAUUGUACCACUGGGAUUUGCCACAAAAGCUGCAAGAAUUAGGCGGCUGGACCAAUCCUCAGAUAAUUGACUGGUUUGCAGACUACGCACGUGUAGUUUUUACGUUGUUCGGAGACAAAGUAAAGAUAUGGAUUACUUUCAAUGAGCCUCUUAUAUUUUGCUAUUUUGGUUAUGGAUCAGAUAAAAUGGCACCUAGACUAAAUUUCACAGGCAUCGCUGAAUAUAUGUGUUCAAAAAAUUUACUGAUAGCUCACGCGCAGGCAUACCAUAUUUACAAUGAGGAGUUCAGACCAACUCGUGGAGGAAUCAUUGGUAUCACAUUAAGUGCUCAAUGGUAUGAACCAGACUCGGAUGAACGUACGGUUGCCGCUGAAGAUGCAAACCAAUUCGAUUGGGGUAUAUAUGCAAAUCCCAUAUUCUCAGAGAGCGGUGACUAUCCAGCCGUGGUGAAAGAAAGGAUAGCUGCCAGGAGUGCGGAACAGGGGUAUCCCAGAUCAAGACUAAUACAAUUCACCCCACAAGAGAUAGACUACGUUCGAGGUACAGCUGAUUUCUUUGGACUGAAUCACUACUCGAGCUACUUGGUUUACAGAAAUGAAUCUGUAAAUGGCAAAUAUCCAAUACCUUCAUAUGAAGAUGACGCAGGAUUAAUUCGAUAUCAAAAAGAUGAAUGGAUAAUAGGAGAAUCAAACAUGGUCAGAUACGCACCAUGGGGUUUCCUUAAACUCCUCAAACAAAUAAAAAAGUACUAUAACAACCCUCCUAUCUACAUCACUGAGAACGGCUACUCGUCGCAUGGAGGACUGCAAGACGACGAUCGUAUUUUGUACUACAGAGGUUACCUUGACGCCGUGCUGGAUGCCUUGGAGGAGGGUUCAGAUAUUAGAGGAUAUACUGCCUGGAGCCUAAUGGACAACUUCGAAUGGCUGCGAGGAUAUACGGAGCGGUUUGGUUUGUACGAAGUUGACUACAAUUGUUCGGAGCGCACGCGUACGCCACGCAAGUCUGCCUUCGUGUACAAGGAGAUUAUACGUACGCGGACUCUCGACUGGAACUAUGAACCCGACACUAACGUCAUGACCAUCGACGAAAAUAUAUUAUUUACGUUUUGCUUGUCCUCAUAUGAUUGCAAAACGUAUAUCUAUAAGCCUCGAUAUGAUAGAAGGAGCUUCCCUGAAGGUUUUGUAUUUGGAGCAGCUACGGCCUCUUAUCAAAUUGAGGGCGCCUGGGCAGAGGAUGGCAAGUCGGAAAAUAUUUGGGACCAUGAAACUCACAAACAACCUAGUGAAAUUACAGAUCAGUCUACAGGAGAUAUUGCUGACGACUCCUAUCAUCAAUACAAGAGAGAUGUCGAAAUAAUGAGAGAAUUAGGACUUGAUUAUUAUAGAUUCUCCAUAUCCUGGACCAGAAUUAUGCCCACCAGUUUUUCUGACAAAAUAAACGAAGCCGGUGUAACUUACUACAAUAACUUGAUAAAUGAAAUGCUGAAGUACAAUAUUGAGCCGAUGGUGACGUUAUACCAUUGGGAUUUGCCACAGAAGCUGCAAGAGUUAGGCGGCUGGACGAAUCCCAACAUAAUUGAUUGGUAUGCAGAUUACGCACGCGUCAUAUUUGAACUGUACGGAGAUAGGGUUAAAAAAUGGAUAACAUUUAAUGAACCACACAUACAGUGUUACUACGGUUACGGAAGUGAUUACAUGGCUCCAAAACUUAAUAUCACGGGUGUGGCAGAGUACAUGUGCACCAAAUACUUACUUUUAUCUCACGCAAAAGUUUAUCAUAUGUACAAUGAGAAGUUUCGACCAACACAGAGAGGUAUAAUUGGCAUCACAUUGAGUGCUCAGUGGUAUGAACCCGAGUCAGCGGAGCAUAUUGAUGCCGCUGAAGAAGCAAACCAAUUCGAUUGGGGUAUAUACGCACAUCCUAUAUAUUCUGACACUGGUGAUUAUCCUGCAAUAUUAAAAAAUAAGGUAGCUGCUAAGAGUGCAGCGCAGGGUUUCCAUAGUUCGAGACUAAAUGAAUUUACCCCAGAAGAAGUUGAUUACGUUCGCGGUACAGCUGAUUUCUUCGGAUUAAAUCACUAUACGAGCUAUUUGGUUUAUAGAAAUGAAUCUUUUAAUGGAAAGUAUGCUAUUCCAUCGUAUAUGGACGAUCUGGGUGCAUUGAUGUAUCAACCUAACGAGUGGAAAAUUGGUGAUUCUAACAGAAUUAUGUAUGCGCCAUGGGGUUUCUAUAAUCUUCUUACUAAGAUAAGAAACAGCUACAACAACCCGCCAAUUUAUAUUACUGAAAACGGAUUCGCAACUCAUGGUGGAUUGCAAGAUGACGAUCGCAUCACAUACUACAGAAGCUACCUUGAUGCCAUGCUGAAUGCCAUUGAUGAAGGUUCCGACAUCAGGGGUUACACUGCGUGGAGUUUAAUGGACAACUUUGAAUGGACAGUGGGAUAUACCGAACGGUUCGGUCUUUAUGAAGUGGACUAUAGCAGUACCAGACGCACGCGUACCCCAAGAAAGUCUGCCUUUGUAUACAAGGACAUAUUACGCACACGCAGGCUCGACUGGCACCACGAACCCGCUGAUAAUAACAUGACAAUCGAUGUAGGUCAUUAGGUAUAUUAUUUUUAUUUAUU
Messenger RNA from Galleria mellonella (greater wax moth), 3150 nucleotides. Its product is annotated as lactase/phlorizin hydrolase-like. The record is from RefSeq and is a predicted model, not a curated record. Gene Ontology annotation, molecular function: beta-glucosidase activity. NCBI's taxonomy places the organism in Eukaryota, Metazoa, Arthropoda, Insecta, Lepidoptera, Pyralidae. Bases 83 to 3130 code for a protein of 1015 amino acids. The transcript is spliced from 11 exons. Gene Ontology annotation, biological process: carbohydrate metabolic process.